Molecule: messenger RNA, 615 nt
Organism: Habropoda laboriosa
Lineage: Eukaryota; Metazoa; Arthropoda; Insecta; Hymenoptera; Apidae
Product: AF4/FMR2 family member 4-like
Exons: 3
Coding region: 1-615 (204 amino acids)
Source: RefSeq, a predicted model, not a curated record
AUGAUAGACUUUAACGUAGAGAAAGAUAGGAAGGAACGGCGGCGAGCGCGGAAGUGUGCCGGCCGUCGAGCUGCUUACCGGAAGGGGUGCGAAAAAGCGGGCAAGCUGCGCCGGAAGGGGUUAGCCCGGGCUUCUCGCGAAGGCCUCAAAAUUUCGGACGCGACGGCGGCCCUGGACCUACGUGCUCCGACGCCGGCCCAAUCCGAGUUUGGCUUGGACCAUCAUCAGCAACAGCAUCACCAUCAACAACAGCAGCAGCAGCAGCAACAACAACAGCAACAACAGCAGCAGCAGCAGCAGCAGCAGCAGCCGCAGCAGCAGCCGCAGCAGCAACAUCAACAGCAACAGGGCCAGAAUCCGGAGUCGCAUCAACACCAUCACCUUCAACAGCAUCAUCACCAUCAUCAGCAUCACCCCGGAAACUAUCUCCACUCUGGCGAUUCGGGGGGUGGGAUAGGAGGUGGAGGAGGUGGCGGUGGAGCCGGUGGAGGUGGCGGUGGCGGUGGCGGUGGCGGAACUGGCGGCGGUGCAAGUGGCGGUGGUGUUGCUGGUGUUGCUGGAGGUGGCACGGCCGGCCCUGAUCCCAAUAUAUUCGUCAAGAUCCAACUCCCCUGA